GAGCUCCAUGACAUCACUUCCUGUUGUAACGUUGGGCAUGGAGGCUGAUCAUAGAACUACUGAUAAACCACAGCUGAACACUGAAACUACAACAACCACGACUCUUCCCACUACGACUACCACCACAGCCACCACAACCACCACAACCACUACCACCACCACCCCUCCUACUGUUCCUACCACUACUGCCGCUGCUCCUCUUCCUACUACUACCCCCACCACAACAGCUACAACUACUACCCCCACCACCACAGCUACAACUACUACCACCACUGAGCCGUCCACCACGAGGACGACUCCGGCAGCGACUCUGGUCAUCGUCCCCAAAGGCGCCCUCCAGUCCGACCACGCCCUCCAGAACUCGAGCGUGGGCCGGGGGAAAGCGGUAGCGGCUCAGGGGGCGGUGAAGAACGGCAUGGUGGCGUUCAUGGUGCUGGGGCUGGCCGUGCUAACCCUGGCUCUGGCCGUCGGCGGACGUAAAGCGAUGGAGUCCUUCGACAGACGGCAUUACACAAGACUGGAACUCAAUGACCUGCACUAUGAGGUGUGAGGGGGGAGAAAAACUCUUCACGGGUCUUUGAUUUUCAAGACGGGAGCUCAGAAGGACAAUUGGCAAGACUAAAUGAGCUCGUUUAAGAUUGUUCACCUGGUAACAUGUUAAUUUCUACACAGCACAAAGUUACACAAUAGUGGAAUGUCUGCUUCACUUAGCUAAAGAGGCGUUAAACCGUGAUCACAGGGAAGACUGGAUUCUGGUUGAUCAGACGGUGUGCAUUAUUUUCACAUAACCACACAGCUCUGACAAAGUGUUUUCAGUUCAUUUACAUUUAAAUAAUUACGUUUAUUGCCCCAAUAUAUGAGUAAACAAGCCUUUGAUCUUUGGCAAUGGCCGUGGUAAAAGAGGGACAAUGCGCUAAGACACGUGCGGUUAUUAAAAAUAAUGCACUGUGUGAAGACAAACCCUUCUCUAGCCUCUGGCAUUAUUUUUUAAUAGGAGUGGGUGAUAUGCAUACAAUAAUCCUCCAUCACAAAAAAAAUCACUCUCCUUUCUGAGCUAAAAUAAACCAUUUAAAAACCAGUUCGAUUUUCUGAAAAAGAUACACUUUGACUGCUGGAAACCGGUCUGUUUUCUCGGCUCAUAAAAAAAGCUGUUGUUUGUGAGAUUUAUUAUUUUUCAUGGACAGCGACGAUAUGUAGUUUUGUUUCAGGAUUUCUAUAACGUACAUUUAAGGCGAGACACUACAGGCGAAAACGUCGUUUCUUUCACACACCGUUCAAUUUUGAGAUUUUGGCCUGCUUUGCUUCUAUGACGCGUCUCGUUUCAGACUGGCGGAAAGAAAAACGUCCGAAAUUCACAUUUAGGCGUUUACUUUACUGCACUGUGUCUCUCUGCGUCUGUAGAUUGCGAUUACGAUACAUCUUUAAAGUUCCGUUUUCUCCAAAUGAGUUUUUUUUUUUUCCUCACACGCUGAGUCAGGAAUCUCCACCUCAGUAGCACGUUCAUCGACCAAACUUUCCAGUUUUAUUCCUGUCCAUGUUCCGAGGGUUUUCACCGAGGGGUUUGCUCAUUUAACGUUCACAGCCUGAAUUAUGUAACGUUUUACUCCUAAAUCAAGAUUCUUUUUUUUCAUGGCUGUUGACAGUAUUUUCUGAUUUAUGGAGUGAUAAAAAGAAAAAUCUCUGUGAAAACCUUUGGCUCUAAUAUGUCAACAGAAUGAGACAAGAAUUUUGAACCCGGCUUUAUCCAGUGUUCAGAUUUCCUUUCUGGAAAUGUAUGCAAAUGAGUGCAUAUCUAAUUAGACAGUGCCUCAUUUGCAUAUGUAAACAUACAAUUUUAGAAGAUUUGUAAAACGAGUUAAAUUUUUUUUUUUUUUUUAAUGACCUAGUUGACCUGUGGUGUCGCGCCUCAAAAGCACCAGACAAGAACGUCUGUUUUCAGCCACUCCAGCGAAUUAAUCACCUGACGUCAAAUU
This is a messenger RNA of Xiphias gladius (swordfish), 1973 nucleotides long. RefSeq names its product integumentary mucin C.1-like. Lineage: Eukaryota; Metazoa; Chordata; Actinopteri; Istiophoriformes; Xiphiidae. The transcript is spliced from 2 exons. The coding region runs from base 8 to 550 and encodes 180 amino acids. The record is from RefSeq and is a predicted model, not a curated record.